GGCGGCGGCGGCGGCGGAGGAGGAGGGGAAAGAGCCGCUGGCGGUCGCGAGAGCAGCCGCGGGGAGAGGCGAGCCAGCCGGCGACGGUUCUCAUGGAGAACUGGUAUUGAAGAGAGAUCCAUUUAGUGGGAUGUAAUUUAAAAAAUAAAAAAAAGAAUGAAUCAAGAGAAGACCUCUAAAUGCAAGUACCAGAAAAAUUACAACACAUCUCAGUGAAUUUGCCAGUGGAUCAUCUUUCCUUGUGGGUUGGCAGGCAGUUAUAGGACUGCAAAAUGGGUCUUCGGAUUCACUUUGUUGUUGACCCACAUGGUUGGUGCUGCAUGGGUUUGAUUGUCUUUGUCUGGUUAUACAAUAUUGUUAUAAUUCCCAAAAUUGUCCUCUUUCCUCACUAUGAAGAAGGACACAUUCCAGGCAUAUUAAUAAUAAUAUUCUAUGGCAUUGCCAUAUUUUGUCUGGUUGCCUUAGUGAGGGCCUCAAUAACUGAUCCAGGAAGACUCCCUGAGAACCCUAAGAUCCCACAUGGAGAAAGGGAGUUUUGGGAAUUAUGUAACAAGUGUAAUUUGAUGAGACCAAAGCGUUCCCAUCACUGCAGCCGCUGUGGCCACUGUGUGAGGAGAAUGGAUCACCACUGUCCAUGGAUUAACAAUUGUGUUGGUGAAGAUAAUCAUUGGCUUUUUCUGCAGUUGUGUUUCUACACUGAACUUCUUACUUCCUACGCACUGAUGUUUUCUUUCUGCCACUAUUAUUAUUUUCUUCCACUAAAAAAGCGUAAUUUGGAUCUCUUUCUUGUUAGACAUGAAUUGGCCAUAAUGAGACUAGCUGCCUUUAUGGGCAUUACUAUGUUAGUUGGAAUAACUGGACUCUUUUAUACUCAACUAAUUGGCAUCAUCACAGAUACAACAUCUAUUGAAAAGAUGUCAAACUGUUGUGAAGAAAUAUCGAGGCCCCGAAAGCCAUGGCAGCAGACCUUCUCAGAAGUUUUUGGCACUCGUUGGAAGAUCCUGUGGUUCAUUCCUUUCAGGCAGAGGCAACCACUGCGAGUUCCCUACCACUUUGCCAAUCACGUCUAAACAGAUGGAUGGUGGGCACAGAUGGGUCCUCCAUGCUGGAAAUGCGUUACAGGUUUUAUGAUAAUAGAACUAUGACAGUCUUCAAGUCAAUUAAAAUCCACCCACCAAUCUUAGGCAUCAUAAUGUGCCCCAGGCUUUAUUUUAAUAGUGAUCUUGAUCCUGUUGUGGGACUCAUACAAGAUGUAUAUUUAAGUUUUAAAGCAUGUUUACUUUCAAAUUAGCUUUCCACCGGGAUUUCUUUAAAUGCUUUUGUAAUUAAACUCAAAGGCAGUGAUUGGGAUGAAAUAAUUGUACAUAAUUUCUUUUAGUACUGACAAUGUUACAGAUUUUAAUUUAUGGGAAAUUUCAGAUGUUCAUUUAAAAUUUUCACUUUUAAGCAGUACUAACCAAGUCUGAAUUUAAUUCUUCGGGUUUUACAAAAGUUGAUACACCUUCUUACAGUAUGUGUAAAUUUUACUUUUCAAAUACAUUUUAAAAUACUUAAUACUUCCUUUUAUUAUAUGUGCUGCAAGAUUUUUAAAAAUGUAGCAGCAUGGGAGUGACAACAAUAAAAGGGCACUGUUUUCUUAGGAGUAGCUUUCUGAUGUUUUCUUCUUUUCUCUUCACCAAAACCAAAAUUAAAACACUGCUAAAAUAAAACACCAACUACCUACUUUAUUAUAAAGGAAAAAUUAAAAAUUUUUCCACAUUAAUUUUCCCAUUUUUUCUCUUUACUGUUGUAAUUAUUGAUUGUUAUUAGAAUAUUUGUUCCCAGGAGAAUUUGUGACUGGUGGGCAUGUAUUUCUAUUUUACCCUAAGAUGUUAAUGAGCAAAAAGGGUAGAGAAUUUGCAAUAAUUCCACAGUUACCUUUUCUAGUGAAGUUGUAUUAGAAUGCCUAUGUUUUUAAAAUGCUGGUGUAACUAGAUAAUAUAUAAUGUACAGUAUAAAGAGGAAUAUUGUGUUUUGAAAAGAAUAUAUACUUUUUACUUUUAUUUAUCUACUAGUAGAUCUAAAAUUAUACACUGAAGGUUUAUAUAUAAUAGAUAUCGGCCAACUCAUAUUGAAAUUUUUUUUAUAGGAAGCUCCUACAAAAAAUAAGUCACUAACUUUUAUGUACUUAUAAUCACCCAAAUUAAAAUUCAAUUUUAAUUGGCCAGCUAUAAUUUGUAUUGAGAGACCAUUUUAUUAGUAGCUAAUGUUAGAAAAUGACCUUAAAAUAAGAAAAUAUAAUGAUCUAUAUUUAUCAUUAGCCUUAUACAAAUUUAAAUUGCUAAUAGUGAUAUUCUCCUGGAAAGUAUAGAACAUUUGUAUGAAAAGACAUUUAGUAUGCUUUGAAAAAAAAGUCAGCUUUUAAUUUUUUUCCAUUAGAAAACUGCAAAAUCCAUAUAUCCUUGUAAAACAUUUGUGUACUCACAUUCCUUCCCUUGAAGACAAGAUGGAAAGAGUCUACUGUUCUUGAACCAUAUUAAUGUUUUCCUUUUAGUUAGUUUUGAAAGUAAGGAAUCAUACCUGGAAAAUAAUAAAAUGGAAGGUUACUAUUGUCAGCCAAUUGGCUAUAGUGUGGGUAGUUAUUUCAAAAAUUGUAAAUAUCUUAUACAAUAUUCUGAAGUAAUAGAAUAAGCUCUUCUCAGAGAUGUGAAUAUCAUGUUUUUCAUAUUCUAAUUUUAACGCUAAUAUUUAUUACUUAAAAACUUAGAAGUGGCAGAUGAACAUAUUUAUUGGUGCUGAAGGAGACAUAGUAAAUUUAAUAUAAGAAAUAUAUUUAUAAAGCCUAAUGAAACACAAAAUUAGUAUGUUCAUGUCAGGCAAAAGGAUUGGAUUUUGUGCAAGCUAAUUGACCAAAUUUGGCCUGGUGACAGACUGUUAUAACGAAGUAAUGGAUAGAUAAUGUGGGUAGAUAUCAGUUGAAUGCCUUAGGGAUGUAUACAUUCCUUUCAAGUAAGGACCUUGAAAAAACA
Molecule: messenger RNA, 3008 nt
Organism: Lemur catta (Ring-tailed lemur)
Lineage: Eukaryota; Metazoa; Chordata; Mammalia; Primates; Lemuridae
Gene: ZDHHC21
Product: zinc finger DHHC-type palmitoyltransferase 21
Exons: 9
Coding region: 273-1070 (265 amino acids)
Biological process (GO): peptidyl-L-cysteine S-palmitoylation; protein targeting to membrane
Cellular component (GO): Golgi apparatus; endoplasmic reticulum
Molecular function (GO): protein-cysteine S-palmitoyltransferase activity
Source: RefSeq, a predicted model, not a curated record